Molecule: messenger RNA, 2334 nt
Organism: Candoia aspera
Lineage: Eukaryota; Metazoa; Chordata; Lepidosauria; Squamata; Candoiidae
Gene: CNGB3
Product: cyclic nucleotide gated channel subunit beta 3
Exons: 17
Coding region: 1-2334 (777 amino acids)
Biological process (GO): monoatomic cation transmembrane transport
Cellular component (GO): plasma membrane; intracellular cyclic nucleotide activated cation channel complex; photoreceptor outer segment
Molecular function (GO): intracellularly cGMP-activated cation channel activity; protein-containing complex binding; cGMP binding
Source: RefSeq, a predicted model, not a curated record
AUGGUAGAAGUGGUUGAGGAUGAUGCAAAGGGUAAUCCAACAUAUCAGAGGGGCCCUACAUUGGAGAAAUCUAGAAGAGACAAGCAACAGGCAUUUAGCGGCUAUGAAGCAAGAACUCCAGAACCAGGACCUGAGCUUUCUAAGGCUGAACAACCAAUGGAAUCCUUUAGCACAACACAAAAGAAGGAGAUACAGCCAGCCAGGGAGAAGGAAGAAACAGCAGUCACAGAAAACAAACACCUGGAAACCCCUAUCAAUGAAUAUGUACAAAUACAGCUGCAAGAAGUCAUCAAAAAAAUGCGAGAAAGAACAAUUACUUAUAAAGAAAAGUUGUCUAAUCCAGUAAUCUCCUCACCUGAACUCAGUCCAACUACCACACCUCAGAAGAAGCCCCUACCCCCUACUGCCAAAGAAGAAAAGAAAGAGGAAAAGAAAGAAGAAAUCAAACCUGAGGAGAAGCUGUGCUGGACAUUCAAGAAACUCUCCAUGAAAGAAUACAUGAAAAAAAUGAAACUGCCAGAAAGCAUAGAUGCAUACACAGAUCGUCGCUAUAUAAUGUGGUUAUUCUUAGUUACUGUUGCUUAUAACUGGAACUGCUGGUUCAUCCCACUGCGAUUGGUAUUUCCAGUUCAUACAUCAAGCAACCUAAUAUACUGGAUUGUUGUAGACAUCUUAAGCGACAUCUGCUAUCUCUGUGAUCUCAUGAUAUUUCAGCCUCGAGUACAAUUCGUGAGAGAGGGAGACAUAAUCUCAGAUAAAGUAGAAAUAAAGAAGUUCUACCAGAGUUCAUUAAAAUUUCGGCUUGAUUUAUUAUCAGUAAUUCCAUUUGAUGUUUUAUACAUUGUAUUUGGAUUCAGUGCAGUAUUUAGAAUAAACAAGAUGAUAAAGCAUCUCACGUUCUUUGAAUUUAAUGACCGGUUAGAGGCAAUAAUGGAUAAAGCAUACAUCUACAGGGUCAUCCGAACUAUUGGAUACCUGCUGUUUGUCUUACACAUCAACGCAUGUUUAUAUUACUGGGCUUCAACCUACGAAGGACUUGGUAGUACUAAAUGGGUGUAUGAUGGCAAAGGAAACAUGUAUCUCAGAAGUUACUACUGGGCUGUUCGCACUUUAAUUACUAUUGGUGGGCUACCAGAACCGGUCAAUAUGUUUGAAAUAAUCUUUCAGCUUCUGAAUUUUUUCUCAGGGGUCUUUGUAUUCUCCAGUUUGAUUGGCCAGAUGCGUGAUAUUAUUGGAGCAGCAACAGCAGGGCAAAACUAUUAUCGUGCCUGUAUGGACAACACAGUUUCUUACAUGAAUGCUUACACAAUUCCAAAGACUGUUCAGAAUCGUAUUCGAACUUGGUAUGAGUAUACAUGGGAUUCACAAGGAAUGCUAGAUGAAUCAGAAUUACUGGAGCAGAUGCCUGGAAAAAUGCAGCUAGAUAUUGCAACUGAUGUCAACUUUGCUAUUGUCAGCAAAGUUGACUUGUUCAAAGGAUGUGAAUCCCAAAUGUUAUGUGACAUGCUACUGCGAUUGAAAUCCACUGUGUAUUUACCUGGUGACUUUGUGUGCAAAAAGGGAGAAAUUGGUAGAGAAAUGUAUAUCAUUAAAGAAGGUGAGGUCCAAGUACUUGGAGGUCCUGAUGGCACUGAAGUCCUGGUCACCUUGAGAGCAGGAGCUGUAUUUGGGGAAAUCAGCCUAUUAGCAGCCAGUGGAGGAAAUCGGCGGACUGCGAAUGUGAUUGCUCAUGGAUUUGCCAACCUUUUUAUUCUUGACAAGAAGACACUGAACGAAAUCCUGGCGCACUAUCCUGAAUCUGAAAAGCUCUUGAAAAAGAAGGGAAAAAUACUCAUGAAGAAGACAAGCAAGCCUGUUGGAGGACCAUCACAACCUGUAAAAGGCCUGGCUCUCCUUAUGCGUAAGGGAGAAGCACCUGUGAUGCUCAAAGCAUUAACUGGUGGGAAAGGAGGUAUUUUAGCUUCAAUUAACAAGGUAAACAAAGAAGAGGUGGCCCAGAAUGAAAAUGAAGCCAAGGAAGAUCAAGCAAAGAAAGAGAAUGAAGGAAGAGAAAAGGCAGGAAAAAGGGGAAAAGUAAGUUUCAAACCAAACCUACAGGGAAAACAAAUGGCCCAAGAGCUCAAGACCAAAGUCCCAGAGACACAGGCUGAGUCCUAUGCUCCUAAAGAUGAGGCAGUUGCUUCCAGCAGACCACAGCCUUCUCCACGACCACCAUUAGCACGGAUGCUCAGAGGCAUCACUAACCAAAACCUUGUCAUUAGCAUGGCUCCUUCGGUUGUAUCUGGAGAAGGUGAUAUCCUUACUGUUGAAAUCAAAGAGAAAAAGCUAGUAUAA